UUUUUUUUUUCAGUAGCACCUCGGUUCUGUGUUGCUGUGGACCUGCUCUGUUAGGUUGUGGUUCUUGCUCUUUACUCCUUGUCCUUUUCCUCAUAUCAGUGUGGUUCUCUGUCCCCUGUUUGUUAAUCCAGUGGCUGUCCCACCCUCCAAAGGCUGUCUUGCUGUGCCCAUCCUCUCUCUUCGUAGUGUGAUCCUGCCAGGUGCAUCUGCUGCCAGCACAUGAAGUCAUGUAUAUUUUGUUGUUGUUAUUUGGUUUCUGUUUUUAAUACCAAUGAGGGCAUCGGGAUGAAGAAUUUAGGUAUGUCAGAGUGGCCGCCUGCCAUAGGCAGUGGGAUCUGCUUAAAUGCAUUAAACCUUGCAGGAAUUAAUUCAUGCCUUAUCAGCACUGUCCAAGAACCCCUGGACAGUACAAAGGCUGUACCUAGAAAAUGUAUACCAAAGCAUUCUUACUUCUUAGUUCAGCACGGGAUGAUCCCAUUGUCCCAAUAACUUAACGUUGUUUUUUUGGAGACAAGCUAAUAAAAUGACAUUCGUUCUUUCCUUAUACUCCUCUGCUGAUGUAGAGUCCUCCUGGACGUUUGUGUAUUCCAUGAAUGGUUUGUAAAACUUCACUGGUUAAUUAUUUUUCAUAGGUUAUGAUCCUGGCAAAAUGUUCCUAUAGAAAUGUACAUAAAUUUAAAAUAUAGGCUAGAUCAUCUUGUAAAGGAACCACUAAAUUAGGCCUGAUGGGGAAAUAAAUUUAUUAAAUUCACGACUGCUCCUUGGAUUUUCUUGCCAGUGGAUAAAACAGUGUUCAGAUGCUUAGCUGAAAUUUAAAGAAGCACUGAGCUUUGUAUGGCUAAAGCUAAACUGGACAAGGAGGGAAGGUGUUAAGCCUAGACUUCUGUCUCAAGGCCCUUAGCUAGUUACAGGGUGAGAGGUGCAUAAACCAAAUUUUUAUUCUCUUUUUGCACACUUUCUUAUGUUUCCCCAAUGCAUCCAUUCCAACCACUGUCAGAGAGCAAACUGGUGGACUGCUGGUGUGAUUGAGAUAGAUAUUGUACCAAAGGCACGGCGUGCAAGCUGUGCUGGAGAGAGAAGGGUCAGGUUCCUGGCUGAAAAACUUACUGCAUCUGUGAAACUGUAACUGCAAUCUUUUAACCAGCUGUGGUUCUCCAAGCGGUUCCUAAUCUGGACUUCUUGUUCAUAGUGCUUUGUGUUGCUCUACACAGCAGUGUAAGUAGUUACCGUUGUGGUAGUACGGUAACUUUGAGUAUUUGUACACGUGAGUAUAAAAUCGGUCACCAUUUUAUGCAGCUGCUUUGCAGUUCAUUUCUCUGCAUAUAUUUCAGUGAUGUGUUGCACAUGCGCGGCUACUGAGCGUGUUCAAAUGCGAGCAUGCGACUGUGAGUGCAACUACUUGAGGACACAUAUGGACAUCGGAUCUACUGGGGAAAAUGCUUUGUGAAAAAUCAGCACCUUCUGGAGGAGGAGAGAACGUUGCUGUGCUAGUACUGCUGUUAGAGAGCUGCGCGGAGAAAUGCCGUUGGGGCAGGAUCCUCUGCAUGUCUCCUCCCUUUCUGAUGCAGUAUGCUAUCUUCAAUGACAAUUUAAUCUAGCUGCAAUGCCUGCUGCGCAAAGUGUGCAUCUUACAGAUUCUGUGGCCAGAAUACGGCGUCUGUGAAAACUUGCGGAAAUUGGAGAUCACGGGAGUGUCCUGUCGAGAUGUUUAUGCCAAACGUAUAAACCCACGAGUGAAGUCGGGGCGUUUUAUGAAAAUCCUUCCCGACUACGAGCACAUGGAGUACAGAGAUGUUUACACCUGCCUGCUGCACCGAUACCGACACAUCCUGGGAUUGUGGCAGCCAGACAUCGGGCCCUAUGGGGGACUGCUGAACGUGGUGGUAGACGGUUUGUUCAUCAUCGGGUGGAUGUACUUGCCACCUCAUGACCCUCAUGUUGAUGAUCCCAUGAGAUUCAAACCUCUCUUCAGGAUUCAUCUCAUGGAGAGGAAAUGUGCCACAGUUGAGUGUAUGUAUGGUCAUAAGGGACCUCAUAACGGCCAUAUCCAGAUUGUAAAGAAGGAUGAGUUCUCCACGAAAUGCAACCAGACAGAUCACCAUCGGAUGUCAGGUGGAAGGCAAGAGGAAUUCCGGACGUGGCUAAGGGAAGAAUGGGGUCGGACUCUGGAAGACAUCUUCCAUGAACACAUGCAAGAGCUCAUUUUGAUGAAGUUCAUCUACACCAGCCAAUAUGACAACUGCUUGACGUACCGACGCAUCUACCUCCCUCCUAGCAGCCCUGACGACCUUAUAAAACCAGGUCUUUUCAAGGGAACGUAUGGGAGCCAUGGGCUGGAGAUUGUCAUGUUGAGCUUUCACGGAAAGAAAGCAAAGGGGACUAAAAUCACUGGAGAUCCCAACAUCCCAGCUGGGCAGCAGACUGUGGAGAUCGACCUGGCACAUCCUCUGCAGCUACCUGACAUCGAGAACCUUCGCGAUUUCAGUGAGCUCUCUCGCAUUGUCCUGGAGGUCCAGGAGCAGGUACGUCGGGAGGAGCAGGAGCGGGAGCACCGGCAGGAGGAAGAGGAUCAUUCCCAGCAGGCUGCCUCCCACCUUGCUGCGAAGCCCUUGGGAGCAGAAGAUGCUGAGGGGGAAGAGACUGCAGCUGGGGCGGAGGGGGCGACCCAGGACAAGGCACCAGCUUCCCAGCCCUUUGUGCUGCCCAUGGGAGUCAUAUCGAGGAAUGAAGACUACCCCCGGACCUGCCGAAUUUGUUUUUAUGGGACGGGGCUUAUUGCUGGCCACGGCUUCACCAGCCCUGAGCGAACGCCAGGUGUUUUUGUGCUCUUUGAUGAUGAUCGCUUUGGAUUCAUCUGGUUGGAUCUGAAGUCCUUCAGUCUCUACAGCCGGAUCAAGGUCUCCUUCCAGAACGCUGAAGCGCCUUCCCGUGAGGCUUUUGAUGAAAUGCUGAAGAACAUUCAGUCGCUGGCAACUUGACGGGUGAUUGGUGAUGGACAGGGCUAGGGGUUGCAAAGGCUGCUGCACUCCCCAGCCAGGGCUGGGGAUGCCUUGCUCUUGGUACCUCUGAGUAAAAGCAUGCACUUUUAUUAAAGCCUUUUUACCCCAAAUGUACACAUCCCCGUUAAAAUAUCCAUGACUGCCCUUUCCUCCCUGCCACCCCACACUGCUCCCUAGCAGUCCUUGUUACCCAGUCUGUAACAUAGCUUUGUAUAGCUGAAGGGAUCCUGCAGAGGGGGAAAUAGGCCUUUCUUAUUGCAAAAAGAACGGAUCGGAACAAAAAUAGCUCAAGGUCAGAGCUGGAUCAGAAGAACAUCUAAUUGACUGGGUGGACAUGAGCCCUCUGCUCUGGCCAUUAGCAGUCUCCAGCGGAAAGCGCUCUUCUUCAGGGAAGAGACUCAUUUAAGCCUUUGCUGCGCUCUAGGCCGAUCUGUCCUCCUGGGAGACUUGCUUUGCCCUCCUGAAAACCUGCGCGGUCCCCCGCUGCAGACUGGCUGGCUGCUUAAUGAUAAAUUGCGUCAGCAGUGAUGAAGCACGUCCUCCUCUCCAGAAACCUUUCUCUGGGUGCGGCACCGUCAAGAGAGGCUGGUGUAAUACCUGCAUCCUUGGCUAAGUAACUGGAGUGGGUGGUUUCCUUUUGAGAAAUUCCCUCAGCUCGGCAGCAAGAGGAGGAUUCCCACUGUAAAUGACAGCGUGUGUAGUGUUGCCCUGGCUUCUGGAGCUUAGUGGAUGCGCUGUCCCCGCGGCUCCAGGUCCGGGUGUCUCCCUGAGCGUAGAGGAGAUGAUUAUAGGAGCUGGGUACAGAACUGGAAAUGAGUAAAUCGCAGAAGCUGGUGUGUUCAGAACUGGUUUUGUAUCUGAAAGGUUGGCCUCAGAUCUUUUAAACUGAACCUGAAAACAUAAGGGAAGGAGAAAAAACAAAACUAAUUGUGAAAUAAACCCAAAUGCAGCCUACUGACUCCUGUCUGUGGUGGGCAGCGGAAGGUGCCGUGUGUUGCUGGCACUGAUGUGACCCCAGUUAUGUGUUGUUCUUGUAUCGGGUUGCCCUACGCAGUCUGAAGGAGCAACGAGGGAUUCUCCAAAUAUUGCUGUGGCUUGUUCUGGCACCUUUUACGGUUGAUGGGUGCUGCUGCUCCACGUGCAGGACCCUUCUGUUCCCUUUCUAGUCGCACUUGUUUCAUCCCAGAUGAUUGCUGCUUCCCACAGAAAGCUCCUGGGCUCAAUUUCUUUCCAUGAUACCUGUGUUCUGACAGAUCUGAGCUCCACUGGGAAGUGUGGGCUGCAGGCGAGGAAGCAGAUUCCCCAUAGACUGUCCUGUGCAGGCAAAUCCUGGCCAGUGCUAACCUACAGACUGAGAGUUGUGCUAUAAACCAUCAGCAUUUGCAUCAGCACGUGUUAUUAAUCCUGUGUAGGUAGAGAUGAUGGGGACCCUUGUGCAAAGAGAAGACAUUUGUAAGGAAGCUCUUGGUUACAGGCAAAACACAUGGUUUGUUGCUCUCCGGCUGUGAUGGUAAACUCCAGGUUUCUUCUUUUCCCGCUACCAAACCGGAUCAGGGUUUAACAAAACUCUGCCUUUACAUCUUCAGGUUUUGGUUUGUAAAUGUGCCUGUAGGUGUGUUGUGCUGGGAGGAUUGAGGCCCCUUCUGUGGAGGAGUUUCAGUCACUGCCUAGUUUCACUGACUGCGAGCAGCUUUUAUUCUCGCUCUCACAAGGGCUUUUUGCCAUUUCUGGCUCCUGAGCGUUCCCUCAAGCUGCGUGAGAACCGAGUCUCCAGCAGAGACUUUGAGCAGAAGGUCACGUCACUCACAGGAUUAAUUCCUGCCUCUUCGGAUAUAGUUCUACAAACCUCUGAGAAUUUGAAGGUGAUUUGGGGCACUUUUUUCUUUGUUCCCUACCGCUUUGUCAGUAGUAGAAAACCUGCCGCAGUGUUAGAGGUGAGGAUCUGAAGUGUUAUUAUCAUUCGAGUGAAUAAGCUACAAAAAGUAGGUUGUUUCUGGGCAGCCUGUUAGAGGUGUUCCUGUCGGCAUCAGCAGAGGGAAGAGGUGACCUGGAUCUCGCCCCAUCACGCAGGGCCGGGAGAGGGGACGGGUGGCAAUUCUCUGAGCCCUGGUGUGUGGGCAGAGAGGCGAGAGGUGAAGCUAAAAUUGGGCACCUCGGCCUUUUGCUGCAGCUGCCGGGCUGUGUGCGGAAGGAGAGCACGUGCUUCAUCUUGCAGACAGAGACUUCCAGCUUGAUGAUGCAGAUUUCUGAGAUACUUCAGGACAUGAGGAGUCUGUUGGGCAUCUGGGUGGCCAGUUUAUCUUGGAACUUGCUGUUGGCUGCUUUGUAUUCUCCCGAACAGCCUAAAGGGAUGAGAGAGGUCCCCUUGGGCGGCUGUUUCAAUCGCUUGUCCUUACAACCAGCUCUGCUUCAGGUGCAAAUGGAUCCGUAGUUCUGACUGUGGAUUCCUCCUCCUUUCAGUGUCCUCACUCACCCCUCCAAAAAAUAAAAAUCCUGAAGUUUUACAUAACUGACUUAAUAGUUUUUGCUUUUUGUUUUUUAAGUAAGAUUGAAAAUCCAGACUGUAUUGAAUGCACUACAAGCACUUGGCCUGAGACCCAAGGCACUGUCCCCUAAGUACGGACGCUGACUCUGUAGCCGGUCUCCUCCCUGUAACCUGCUGUGUUGGCUUGGCUGAGCAUGUAAAGGCGGUGUAGGUACGAUACAGUGCUUUUAGUAGCUGUUCCCUGUCGCUUAAAUUCCCCUGGGUGUCGUGAGUCUGCUGGGGAGUGCAAACCCGUGGAUAGCAGGUGGCAGGAGCGUUUGGCUCGGCGCUGAAUACAGGUCUGCUUUGUCACUUGGGCAAGGACCUGUUGGUUGGGCUGUUGGCACAGGUCAUGCAUCUGCUGUUUUCCAGGCUAAGACGAUGGUUCUGCUCGUAGCUUGUCCCUUCUGAACCUUUUCAGUGGCAGUGUUAAGAGCUUGGCUGGCUGGAGAGAGGGGCUUUGCAGAGGCUUGAUGCCCUGCAGGAACUUUUCACAGCUCAGCUUUGCCCCUGUAGUAGCAUCUUUUUAUUUAUAGCCUACCUGAUCGGCCUCAAAAUGUCAGAGCAUGCUAGUCCCGAUGAAAGGCAACGCUGCUGAUACACCGUGGCUUUAUUCUGUCUAGAGCAAAGGCAAUGAAAAUAGCAAAUUUUGUAUUAAUACUGCUCCUCUGCCUUCUCUUCUCACCUUCUGCUCCUCAAAGCCUGGCAGGCUUUUGCGGCAUUUCAGAAGAAAAUUCCCUCUGAUUUGGCUUCGGGUGGGGAAAGCUGUCAAGACGGCGAAUUUGGAGAGACUGGCAUAAAUGCUCUGGGCGUUCCUCUGCUGGUUCCCUUGUGCAUGGCUACAUCAGUGCUUUCGGUGGAAAAACAGAAUAACAGGAUGAGGAGUUACGGCUCGCGGCUCUGAAAGCUUUGGGAGUGGGGAGCAAACAAAGAGGAGUGCAGCCAGAUUUAAUGACAGGCAAUUGGGAUCUGAGCAUCGCCUGUGGCCGGGGGGGAUGCGGCCGCAGCCCCGGUCCCGCCUUCCCUGGCGGUCCCUAUGGGAAGCAGCACUAACGCUACGGUGUUUUGCUGUACUUGUUCAUGUUUGGGGGGGGGCUGUACCGCCCCCCUGCGCAGUACGUCUCAGUGCAUACCCUGCUCGUUGCCUCAACCCUAGUUGUCCAGCUUGUUGGGAUAUUUCUGUGAGCUGUUGACAGGGAUAAUGUGUGGCGGUGCCUUGCAGAUGGUGAUAAAUUUCUGGUGCUGACGUGUCCUCGUCCUGUUCGCUCUAUAGAAAAUCUUGGGGACAAUUGGCUUUAUUUCUUGAUCCCAGAUGGGUGGAAAGUGCUGGGGAAGAUGGAAAACAACUCGUCAGGGGUAGGAAUACUCUCUUGGCAGGAGCCUUGUGGAAUAAACAAAGCGCUUGCAAUUAUGGUUGCAACAAAUGGUUGCAGAGCAGCAUUGCCCCAAUAGCCACAGCAAGGCCUAGGGCUUAAUCCGAGCUCAGGAGCCAUAAGCAAGUGACUGGCUUACAUGCUCGGGCUGUGUUGUGCUCCUAGAUCACGCUUUCUGUGUUGUCAAAACACAUGGGUUCGGCCAGCUGGAAAACAGAAGCAUCAAAGAUCCUCAUCCAGCCAGUUUGUUUGCCUUGGGCCUGAUUUCAUAGCUAUAAAUGUGCUGUGAUCAGGCGCUGCGGUUGUAGGAGACUCACUGCAGUCCACACGGACUUGUCAGGCUUUUUCUUUUUUUUGUUGAGGAGCAGGAAAAAGGAUGGAAUUACUUGUAACUUUGGCUGUCAGCUUCCCUCUGGAGCGAACAGUGCGGUACUGCUACGGCUACUCUGGAAUGGGAUGGCAAUUACGUAGGAAACUUGUGCUGGGGAGAAAGCAAAUUCAUGUGCAAGCUUGCUUGGAGGUGUAAGCUACCAGGAAAAAAAAAAAAAA
Messenger RNA from Egretta garzetta (little egret), 7445 nucleotides. RefSeq names its product F-box protein 31 (gene FBXO31). The transcript has 11 exons. The coding region runs from base 1752 to 2978 and encodes 408 amino acids. NCBI's taxonomy places the organism in Eukaryota, Metazoa, Chordata, Aves, Pelecaniformes, Ardeidae. The record is from RefSeq and is a predicted model, not a curated record.